Molecule: messenger RNA, 1840 nt
Organism: Mugil cephalus (flathead mullet)
Lineage: Eukaryota; Metazoa; Chordata; Actinopteri; Mugiliformes; Mugilidae
Gene: il12ba
Product: interleukin 12Ba
Exons: 8
Coding region: 707-1780 (357 amino acids)
Molecular function (GO): protein binding
Source: RefSeq, a predicted model, not a curated record
CAAGUCCGUUUUUUUUUUAUUAAUUUCCCGAAACUACCCUCCUUAGCAUUUAUCUGCCUUCUGUUAUCACAGUAAACAGGUAAUGUAAUUUUUCGUAGUUACACAUUUGUUUUACCUUUAGGUUUGACAUAGCCUAGCUAUGCUGGGUAGAUUGCACGCUUUGUUUUUUGUUUUUUUGUUUUUUUAAAAAAAGGUUUCUGGUAUCGCGAGAGAAAUGAGGAGUCGGCAGGUGAAACGGGGUGGGAAAAAAACCCUAAACAAAACAGAAAUUCAAUGUACAUGGGACGUGUUUGAUUUUCGCGUUUUAAGUUCGGUCGCAACUAACCAUGUAAAUUAUAUCCGCUUCCUUUGAUACCAAACAAACAAAAUAUCCCGACCAAACUGAAAAUGAAAUAACCGUAAACAGGAAAUAUCCUGCGCAAAUCAUAAAGUAAACAAACGUGAGUUAGCAAACAAUAUAUGAAAGGGAACAAAUUCCCACGAAGGAUUAUUAUGAAGUGGUUAGGGAGUGAUAAAUAUAUAUAUAUAUAUAUAUAUAUUACGUCUUCAUUGGCCAAGGCUCUGUGCUAAACUGUUCUGUUCAUCAGGAAAGCGAAGUUCCUCUGGACUUUUUCCACCUAGGUGAUGUGGGGGAAGUUUGUCAAUGUAAUGUCAGUUGCCUGUAUAAAAGUCGCGCAGCAUCGCAGAAUGGCCAUUGAAUCUGGAAAUGAAGGACAAGAUGAAGUUAUUUGUUUUCUUCAUCGUCUGUGCAUUCCUACAAGUCACCUACCAAAACCCUCUAAGCCACUGGACUCUUCUGCCAAACAUUCUGGUCUUGGAGGUGGACGGCACCGUGGGCCAGUUUCCCCUGAGUUGCUUUGAAUCGCCAGAGGAGAUUAUAAGGAGAGACAACCAGAGCCAAGAUAUUUUUUGGAAGAAGAAUGGAGUGGACCAAACGCAGAGCGGCAACUCGUAUCUGGUUCAGCUAGAGGAAAGCUUAGGAGGGGGCAAUUACUCCUGCCACGGCAAGGACGGAUCGCUCCUUAAUCACACCGUGGUCUUAAUCCGAGAGAACCAGGUGGAAAGGAGGAAGAUUCUCCUGAAAACCGACGGAGAAGAUUACUUGAAGUGCUCCGCUCAGAAUUACAGCGGAGAGUUCCACUGCUCUUGGACCUGGCACAGCAGUCGCGUUGGCAGAGUGGCAUUUAUCAGAGCUCAACGUGUUUCUGACGACAAUCACACCCAGUGUUCUGUGGACACUAGCGACCUGCAUUGGAUGUGCUCCUCCAGUCACAGUAACUUCAGCUGUUCAGUGGACGCGAACAGCAUCUCCUGCCUGGACGAGCGGCACUGCCCCUACGCAGAGGAGAGCCAGCAGAUCCACAUCACCGUCUAUGUCAUGACCAAGCACUUUCUGGUGGAGAGCUACUCUAAACACUUCUACUUGUCGGAGAUUGUGAAACCAGACAAGGUGAGGAUUGCUAAAAUCAACGCCACUGUGAUAGAGUGGAGUUACCCGAGCUCCUGGAGCAGCCCCUACUCCUACUUUCCUCUCACUUUCCAAAUUGCGCAGCUCAGACGUGGAUGUAAGAGAUGUGGCAACCCGUGCACUGACUCCAAAGCCUUGAAGAGCCUGACCUUCCACUCUACAGACAUUUGUCAGUUUCAAGUGAAACACAGCGCUAAGGCGGUGUGCGUUCGGGCUAAGGAUGCUCUCUGUAACUCACAGUGGAGCGAGUGGAGCCACGUGAGACUGAGGAAGAAAACGAAGAACAAAGGAAAGAACAAAAAACAAGCAUAACGGAGAGAAUGUUUGUAAUAUUUAACUUAUUUCUAAUUGAAUAAAUAUAAUCUAACUGAA